This is a messenger RNA of Coffea eugenioides, 1995 nucleotides long. RefSeq lists its product as uncharacterized. Lineage: Eukaryota; Viridiplantae; Streptophyta; Magnoliopsida; Gentianales; Rubiaceae. Gene Ontology annotation, molecular function: nucleic acid binding; zinc ion binding. The coding region runs from base 1 to 1995 and encodes 664 amino acids. The record is from RefSeq and is a predicted model, not a curated record. The transcript has 6 exons.
AUGAUAAGGGCCAAUAUACAAGAGGAUUCGGAAGCAACCAUGGCAAGAUUUCUUAAUGGAUUAAAUCCUGAAAUUCGGAAGAAGGUUGAGCUUCAAGACCACUUUGAGCUACAACAAAUGGUGUCUUAUGCAGAGAAGGUGGAAAGGCAAGCCUUACCUAUAAAGACACCUAGUGGCCGAACCACUACAUCCUCUUCCACACCUUGGAGACGAGAUCAAUUGCCAACAUCCAAUGCUUGGCCAAGGCAAGGCAAUAAAGAAAGGGAAAACAGGCGAAUGGAGCAACCGUUCCAUCCGAGUGCAACUCCUUCUAAACCAACCUCGCGACCAACUCUUCCAAGGACAAAUACGUCUACCAACCAGCCAAAGGCAUGUUUCAAAUGCAAGGGAAUUGGCCACCUCAUGGCUCAAUGCCCUAACCGAAGCAUCAUGUACAUGAAUGAAGAGGGAAUGUGGCAAAGCGAAGGAGAGGAGGAAUAUGCGGACAUGCCACCACUUGAAGAAGAGGGGAAGGAUGCUGACCUGAUUGAAAUAGAAGAGGACCCCGUGGCUCGAACUAUGGUGACUAUGAGAGUGCUAAAUGCACAAGCUCAAGAAGAUGAUCUCCAACGGACCAACAUUUUUCAUACGAGAUGCAAAAUUGAAGAUGAGUUGCAGGAAUUCAAGGAUGUGUUUCCGGAGGAACUACCAAAAGGAUUACCUCCAAUUCGAGGUAUCGAACAUCAAAUCGACUUUGUUCCUGGAGCAAUUCUCCCAAAUCGACCAGCCUAUAGAGCAAAUCCGGAGGAAACAAAGGAAAUCCAAAGGCAAGUCGAUUCCCUCCUUGAAAAGGACCAGGUACGUGAAUCUCUUAGUCCUUGUGCAGUCCCAGUCAUUUUAGUGCCUAAGAAAGAAGGGACUUGGAGAAUGUGUACGGAUUGUCGUGCAAUUAAUAAAAUUACUGUUAAGUAUCGUCAUCCUAUUCCUAGGUUAGAUGAUAUGUUAGAAGAAUUGCAUGGGGCAAUCAUUUUCACUAAAAUUGACUUAAGAUCUGGUUAUCAUCAAAUAAGGAUAAAGGAAGGAGACGAAUGGAAAACUGCUUUCAAAACAAAGUAUGGUCUUUAUGAGUGGCUUGUGAUGCCUUUCGGCUUAACAAACGCUCCAAGUACUUUCAUGAGGUUAAUGAACCAUGUUUUAAGGAAUUUCCUUGGAUAUAUUGUUGGUGCAAAUGGCAUACGUGUUGAUCCCGCCAAGGUAAAUGCCAUCUUAGAGUGGCCGACUCCAACCAAUGGUCAGGGAAAGUUGCAUAAAAGGCAUGCGAAGUGGAUUGCAUUUAUUGAUUCCUUUCCGUACAUCAUUAAGUAUAAGAAGGGGAAAGAUAAUGUCGUUGCGGAUGCAUUGUCUAGGAGGUAUACUUUGAUCACUAACAUGAGCACUAAGCUACUUGGUUUUGAGCACAUUAAAAACAUGUAUGCACAUGAUGACGAUUUUUCUAAUGUGUUUCAAGCUUGUGAACAUGCCGCAUUUCAAAAGUACUAUAGGCAUGAAGGUUUCUUGUUUAAAGAAAAUCGCCUAUGUAUUCCCAAUUGUUCGCUUAGGGAAUUACUUGUUAGAGAAGCUCAUGAUGGAGGGUUGAUGGGACAUUUCGGUAUUGAUAAAACUCUUGACAUUUUGCAUGAACAUUUUUAUUGGCCUAAAAUGAGGCAUGGUGUCAAAAAGGCAGAGGCUGCUAGGACCUUGCAUGAGAAAGUUCGAGCUCAAAUAGAGAAGAAAAAUGCGCAAUAUGCACAACAUGCGAAUAAGGGUAGAAAACAUGUUGUAUUCGAACCCGGUGAUUGGGUCUGGGUGCACAUGCGGAAGGAAAGGUUUCCUGCAUCUCGACGGACCAAGUUACAUCCAAGAGGAGAUGGACCUUUUCGUACUUUGAAGAUUCGGGGACGAAUCCUUUCGAAGGGGGAGGGAAUGAUAAGGAUACGGGCGCACAACAACUCCAACCUUGGGUCAAGGACCCUUUGA